Molecule: messenger RNA, 1473 nt
Organism: Aureobasidium namibiae CBS 147.97
Lineage: Eukaryota; Fungi; Ascomycota; Dothideomycetes; Dothideales; Saccotheciaceae
Product: putative acyltransferase
Exons: 3
Coding region: 1-1473 (490 amino acids)
Biological process (GO): polysaccharide biosynthetic process
Cellular component (GO): membrane
Molecular function (GO): acyltransferase activity, transferring groups other than amino-acyl groups
Source: RefSeq, a predicted model, not a curated record
AUGACGACGAGAAGGAUGCGGUGCACCGAGAAUCUCCCUGCGUACUGCGAGCGUUUGACAGUCCGGCUUAGAGUCCUGCACCUGUCGAACUACCCACGCUAUAGCAGAACAUUUGCAUUCGCCAUACUUCCAUCUUUCGUCCAGGAUAGGAUCCGACCUUCAGCAAAGCCGCAAAAGCCAUUGCAUCCCACAGGCUUCCUUGAUGGCAUGAGAGGAGUGGCAGCUUUCUUGGUCAUCGUGUUCCAUCUUGUGGUCUGCUGUUACGACGCCAAACAUGGCUAUGCAUCUGGCGAUCACGGUCAGCAUCGAGAGUUCUUCAAGCUUCCGUUCAUCCGCAUCAUCUACGCCGGACCUACCAUGGUCUCAAUCUUCUUCGUGGUAUCUGGCUAUGCAUUAUCCUACAAACCAGUCAAGCUUAUGAGGAGCAAGAGCUGGCAGAGCCUGUCGCAAUCGCUGGCUUCGUCGAUAUUCCGUCGAGCCAUUCGUUUGUUCUUGCCUUGCAUUGUAUCAACCUUUUUCAUAUCUAUGAUGAUCUGGUCGGGACUAUACGACUGGGGUGCCGAUUUCGCAAAAGCGAGAGGACAUUACAAUCCCAAGCAUGACAUCGACAUCCCGAAGUUCGACUCACUGGCUGCACAAAUGGCGUUCUGGGCGAAGGAGACAUCCACAAAGCUGAUCAAUCCCUGGUCUUUCGCCGCAAAAAGCACCGAGGUAACCAUAGAUGGGCACCUUUGGACAAUUCCGGUUGAGUUUCGUUCUUCCCUAGUACUAUAUCUUACACAAGCUGGUCUGGCGCAUCUCAAGAGCAAAGUUCGCAUGGCCAUUCUAGUGUUUCUCAUCAUCUGGGUACAUCAGAUGGGUCGCUGGGAGAUGAUUCUCUUUUACGGCGGGUUCCUCUGCGCUGAUCUUGGAUUCCAUCGUUCUUCGACAUCAACACCAGCUCUGCCCACCGGUACCUCGACCACAAAGUACAGAAGAAGCAUACUCAAGCCUUUGGUCUACGUUUCAGUCUUCCUCCUGGGAGUGUACCUGGGCUGCCAGCCGCAGAAGAGUGCAGGCAAGACUCCAGGCUGGGUCACGCUUGUCAGUAUGAUUCCAGACCACAUCGGCAACCCUAAGCGGUACUGGCCAGGGUGGGGUGCCAUCUUGCUUGUCUGGUCUACUUCCUGCUACAAGCCGUUGCAACGCCUGUUCGAUAACAAGUUGUCGCAAUACCUGGGCAAGAUUUCUUUCUCCCUGUACAUCGUCCAUGGCGCUGUAACCCAUGUGAUUGGGUAUCCGCUGAUGAACAUUCUUGAUGGUGCUGUGGGUCGAGACCAUGCUUUGAACAGGGCAGUCGGGUUCGGAGUCGGGUCCGGAGCGACUCUGUUCUUUACGGUCUGGUUCGCUGAUCUGUUCACCACAACGGUCGAUGAGCCAUCAGUCAGGUUCGCGAGAUGGGUGGAAGAGAAAUGUAAUGUCUCGGUCGAGUAG